Glossina fuscipes is the source of this 1426-nucleotide messenger RNA. Its product is annotated as B-box type zinc finger protein ncl-1-like. The record is from RefSeq and is a predicted model, not a curated record. Lineage: Eukaryota; Metazoa; Arthropoda; Insecta; Diptera; Glossinidae. The transcript has 5 exons. Gene Ontology annotation, biological process: negative regulation of translation. The annotation marks the transcript as partial. Gene Ontology annotation, molecular function: mRNA 3'-UTR binding; translation repressor activity; protein binding.
UUGUCUCGACUUGCUAGCCUUACUGAAAAUACACCCGAUACGCUGAACGAUGGCCUUGUGGGUGCCACUGCCGUUACAACCAAUCAAUCGGUGGUACCUGCUUCAAAUUCCCAAAAUCAACCGAUUACUUUGGCUGAUUUAUUGUCUGGUGAUCAGCGUGCUUUCAAUAAUUUGCAAGCGUUAGCUAAGCUGGGCUUAAAUAAUAACGAUUUUCACACAGACAUGACAAGCAAUCAGCUUUUAUCGAGUGGACCUUCACCAACUGGAAUUGAUUGUUUAUUAUCAGAUUACUGUCUACCAGCUGCACCAUCGCCAAGCUUGACAGCACUGCCACCAUUAAGUGGCGGUUCCGUUGAUGACAUGAACAUUUCCAAUUUUCACGCUCCGCCUCCUCCGCCGCCACACAGCACUACCAAUAUACUGACGGGUCGUAACAAAGCUACACCUAUGCAAAUACGCUGCAAAUUUGGUGCUUUGGGUACAUCUAGGGGACAUUUCAAUUCGCCGCACGGUUUCUGCUUGGGUGUCAACGAAGAGAUUAUCGUAGCCGAUACCAACAAUCAUCGCAUCGAGGUAUUCGAUAAGUGUGGCAAUUUGAGUUUUUACUUUGGAGUACCGGGUAAAGAGGAAGGCCAAUUAUGGUAUCCGCGCAAGGUAGCUGUCAUGCACACCAAUGGCAAAUUUGUGGUUUGCGAUCGCGGUAAUGAACGUUCUCGUAUGCAGAUUUUCUCCAAGAAUGGUCAUUUUAUGCGCAAAAUAGCCAUUAGAUAUAUUGAUAUUGUCGCUGGCUUAGCAGUUACAUCGAAGGGACACAUUGUCGCUGUGGACAGCGUUUCACCCACUGUAUUUGUUAUCUCUGAAGAUGGUGAGCUAGUGCGUUGGUUUGAUUGCAGCGACUAUAUGCGCGAACCAUCAGAUAUUGCAAUUAGAGAUAAUGAUUUCUACGUGUGCGACUUCAAGGGUCACUGUGUAGCAGUCUUCCAUGAGGACGGCACUUUCCAGUAUCGAAUUGGCAAUGAGAAAGUUACUUGCUUCCCUAACGGAAUUGACAUUUCAAAUGCUGGGGAUAUACUCAUCGGUGAUUCUCAUGGCAAUCGCUUCCAUGUUGCUUGUUAUUCACGUGACGGGGUUCUACAAUCUGAAUUUGAAUGUCCUCAUGUCAAGGUAUCACGUUGCUGUGGUUUAAAAAUCACUUCGGAGGGCUAUGUGGUCACUUUGGCCAAAAAUAAUCACCAUGUACUUGUGCUCAAUACGUUGUAUGUUCAGUGAUUUCAAGCAAAUAAGUCGUUGCUAACAAAUCAGAAAAGCGAUGCAUUAACAACAUAUUAUGGUAAAACCACGACACCAAUGUUAACAAUAAACAAAUAUCACCUACAACAACCGAAGCAGCAGCAGCAUCAUCAACACCAAUAAAGGAAAUAAAAAA